CAGCAGUAAGGUGGAGCAGAAAGGAGUAGGAGAGAGGAGCAGCAGCAGUGAGAUGGAACACCAGUGAGGGGCAGUAGAGAGGAGCAGCAGUGUUAUCAUCAGCAGCAGAGACAAGAAGGGCCAAGUACUACAGUCCACACCUUAUACAGAGGCCUCGACAACUUAUAGAAGCACAACGAGAGCGGAAAAUAAUAUCAGUGUUACCAUAAGCAGCGACGGGACAACAUAGAGAAUCUAGCGAGAAGAAAAAUUCCCAACCAAGACAGAAUAGAGAAGGCAGCAGCGUGAGGAGUGGUGUUCAGUGCUGUGUACACCGUGACGCCAUAAGGACCUUGAGUGUUUAACCAGGGGACACUUGCCACACCACCAAUACCACUACUACCACCACUACUACCACCACUACUACCACCACUACUACCACCAUCAUCAUGACUGGCUCAGAAUUCACCUACGACGCCGCCACCUGGAGCGUCACGCCGGCCAUGAAGGAAACCUACAACAAGAAUGGUUACAUCCUCGUCAGAAAUAUGCUGAGCCAGGCUGAGAUAGAUAAAGUGAAGGCGGCUGUGGAAGGAGACGAUGGUAUCCAGGCUCAAGCAUACAGCAGAGACGACGGCAAGAGCAGACGAAGCCGAGUGUCCCUGUGGAACCAUCCGGGUGACGACAUAACCGGACGGCUGGCGAGGAUGUACAGAGUUGCCGGUACCAUGGAGGAGCUGAUGGGAGGGGACGAGAUCUACCACUACCACAGUAAACUGAUGAUGAAAGAUGCCAACACGGGUGGUCGGCACGUCUGGCACCAGGACUACGGGUACUGGUACAACAAUGGCUGUUUGUACCCGAACAUGGCGUCGGUGUUCAUCCCGGUGGACAACUGUACCAGGAAGAACAGCUGUCUGCAGGUGUUGAGGGGCUCUCACCUCCUCGGCCGUAUAGAUCACCGGAGGAUAGGGGAGCAACUAGGGGCAGACCCGGAGAGAGUGGAGAAGGCACAGAAGGUACUGGAACACGUAUAUGUGGAGAUGAAGGCCGGGGACAUGCUGUUCUUCCACUGUAACCUCCUCCACACCUCCGACCAGAACUCUUCAGAUCUACGCCGUUGGGUCUUCAUCGUCGCCUUCAACAAGAGAUCCAACAACCCUUACAAGGAACACCACCACCCACAGUACACGCCCAUGACCAAGGUCCUGGAUUCGGCUCUGAUGGAGUGUGACGGGCAGGAGUCACUGGAGGGCAAGUGGUUUAUGAAGCUUAAUGACGACAUCUCUAUUCGAGACAAGGUUCAUUAGAAACGAUCCUCUCUCUCUCUCUCUCUCUCUCUCUCUCUCUCUCUCUCUCUCCGCCAUUCGCCUUGAAGCAGCGAGCGCGUCCCAUUAAAGAGCUCGUUUGUCUUCGAAACGAGGUUCGUACGUCUUGAUACAGAUUCUUGGAACCUGAUUCAAACAUUAUUUGUCGCAAAUCAAGAUUCUUUUAUCUCGAUGCGUGUUCUUGGCCUCUGGUUCGGACAGUCAUGGAGUCAACAUUCACACAUGGGUUCGAACGUCACUGGUCUCGAAACAGACAACAUAUAACUCAAUAGAGGUUCAUGGAUAUUGAUUCGAAUGAAUUAUUAGUUCAAGAUUCAAAAAUUGUUUCUUUGGCCUCGAACUGAACCUUAAAUAUCUCGAAAUAACGUUCUCGGUCCUUGGGUCGAACCUCCUCUCGAAUUUAAGUUCAUUUAUUGGUUCUUGAAGGUUAAUUCAAACAUUAAUUGUCAGUAAGCAAACUAAUAUUUCUUAAUUAAUUUUCUGUCUUGAAAUGUUUAAACAAAUGCAAAGUCGAGUACGUUCUUAUAUGAUAGAUUGUGAACCUGAUUUAAAGAUUAUAUUUUCACACAAGGUUAAAAUAAUCUUCGAUAUGGUUUAAAUUUUUAUCUAUCUAUCUAUCUAUCUAUUUAUCUAUCAAUCUAUUUGAAUUCUUUACUGUGUAAUUUCAUUGAUAAUUAAUAAAUAAUUGAUACAAAAA
Molecule: messenger RNA, 2004 nt
Organism: Homarus americanus (American lobster)
Lineage: Eukaryota; Metazoa; Arthropoda; Malacostraca; Decapoda; Nephropidae
Product: ectoine dioxygenase-like
Exons: 8
Coding region: 429-1289 (286 amino acids)
Source: RefSeq, a predicted model, not a curated record